AUCUUUAUCGAUAAAUUGAGGAAUAUCCUAAUCAAUCGAACACUCUUUCGGGCGCCAGCGAGCCCAGAACACCAUCCCAGAAUUCACAAUGGUGCGGCUCAAAGACCGUUACCUCCUCGUCAACAUCAUCUACAGUGAUGUCCCGCCAGGCCAGGCAAAAGGCCCCGUGCCAGACCUGCUGCUGUACAACCAGCCGACAAGCAGCGAGCUGCGACCGCAACUGCUGCUCAAGGCCAUCCGCAGCGAGGUGGCCGCCCUCUUCGGCGACUGCGGCGCCGGCGCCGUGGACCGGAGUCUGCAAGGUGAGAGAGAGAACGCAAUUGCUCAACACUCUGAUUCUUAUCUUCAUCGCACUUCGAUUCUCUAACCGCUAAUCACAGUAAAAUACCUCUCCCCAGCGACAUCCACUUUCAUCUUGCGGGUCUCGCGCGCUCACUACCGCCUCGUCUGGGCCGCCCUCGCCUUCAUGAGCCGCGUGCCCAUCCGCGACGGCCGGCCGUGCAUCUUCCGCGUGGUGCGCGUCAGCGGCACCAUCCGCAAGGUCGAGGAGGAG
Messenger RNA from Thermothielavioides terrestris NRRL 8126, 553 nucleotides. RefSeq lists its product as uncharacterized. Bases 89 to 367 code for a protein of 92 amino acids. The transcript has a single exon. NCBI's taxonomy places the organism in Eukaryota, Fungi, Ascomycota, Sordariomycetes, Sordariales, Chaetomiaceae. The record is from RefSeq and is a predicted model, not a curated record. Gene Ontology annotation, cellular component: ribonuclease P complex. Gene Ontology annotation, biological process: tRNA 5'-leader removal.